AUGGCUGGGGGCUCAAUCUGGUUGACACUCAUCCUCGUGUCGUGGUUUGCAGCGCUUCACUUCACCGACCCCACGACUGCUGACAUCGUCAUCAUUGGCGGCGGCCUGGCGGGCAUGGCCGCGGCCUUGGAAGCGCUUGAAGCCAAUGCUUCGUUGCGCAUUGUCCUACUUGAAAAGGAGCCCAAAGUGGGCGGCAACUCGGCCAAGGCGUCGUCCGGCAUCAACGCGGCGCAGUCCAAGGACGACCUCGACGCGUACUUGCAAGACACGUUGAAGUCGGGCGGCGGGUUCACCAACCCUGUUCUGGCGCAGACGUUGGUCGAUCAAAGCUUGGACGGCAUCCGGUUCCUUGAAAGCAAAGGCGUGGACCUGUCGGUGCAAUGCCAACUGGGCGGCCACUCGACGGAGCGCACACGGCGCAACAAGACCGGGCCGAACGUCGGGUUCGCCAUCACGUCAGCGCUCAAGAAGGCGAUCGACGACGCCAGCAGUCAGAUUCAGAUCGUCACCGGCGCCAAAGUGACCAAGUUGGUCGCGUCCGACAACGCCGUGUCGGGGGUCGAGUACCACGUGGACAACCGCGACUUCACCGUAUCCACCCCCGCAGUCAUCUUAGCCACGGGUGGGUACUCGGCCAACACGGCGCUGCUCAAGACACUGGCGCCUGGCAUGGAGGCAUUUGCGACGACGAAUGGGCCGUGGGCGACAGGCGACGGACUGGAGCUGGCCACGGGCGUCGGCGCGGCGCUGGUCGACACGGACAAAGUGCAGCUGCACCCCACGGGGUUCAUCGACCCGAAAGACCGCCACAAGUCGACUCGGUUCUUGGCCCCCGAAGCCCUCCGCGGCGCCGGCGGCAUCUUGCUCAACGUCCACGGCCAUCGGUUCGUGAACGAGCUGGCGACGCGCAAGGAAGUGUCGAACGCGAUGCUGGCGCAGCCAGAGAAGCGGUCGUUCUUGGUCUUGCUGCAGACGGACCAAGUGCAGGCGGCGUGCCAGGCGCUGGGUCUGAGCUUUUACGAGAAGAUUGGACUGGUCAAGGUCGUUCCGACGUUGGAAGCGUUGGCCCAAGUCGUGGGGGUGCCCCAGUCGGUCUUGGACGCCGAGUUCGACUCGUACUUGAAGGCGGCGCGGGGACAAGCCGCGGACACGUUUGGCCGGACGGCGUUUGCUAACGUCACGGAGUUGCGCCCGAUGUUUGUGUUGGAAGUGGAGCCCGUGGUGCAUUAUUGCAUGGGGGGCGUGCAGAUCAACGAACAUGCCGAAGUCGUGCUGGGCAACCACACGACGCCCGUGAAGGGGCUGUAUGCUGCGGGCGAAGUGUCGGGCGGACUCCACGGCGGCAACCGCUUGGGCGGCAAUUCGCUCACCGAAUGCUCGGUCUUGGACGCCGAGUUCGACUCGUACUUGAAGGCGGCGCGGGGACAAGCCGCGGACACGUUUGGCCGGACGGCGUUUGCUAACGUCACGGAGUUGCGCCCGAUGUUUGUGUUGGAAGUGGAGCCCGUGGUGCAUUAUUGCAUGGGGGGCGUGCAGAUCAACGAACAUGCCGAAGUCGUGCUGGGCAACCACACGACGCCCGUGAAGGGGCUGUAUGCUGCGGGCGAAGUGUCGGGCGGACUCCACGGCGGCAACCGCUUGGGCGGCAAUUCGCUCACCGAAUGCGUAGUCUUUGGACGGCUGGCGGGCCAGCGGGCGGCGGUGCUCGUCGCUUCGAAAUAUUAAUAUCCCAAGUAGUUUUGAGUGAAUUAUAUAAGCUAGAAAGCCAAAGUUUCGUUAAGGAGCAUUCGUUUGAAGUCCGUCGUUUAAGACUUAUUUGGGAUCGUAGGCGGGGAGGAUUUCACAUGAACCAAAUGGACACUUCUUGUACGUUUCUGGAGUCCCCACCAUGAUGGCCAUUUCAGCAAGGCAACAACAAGGACAACAAGCUGCACACACGUAAUCGCGGAACGUGUUGGUUGUCAUGCCCCGCCUCUGUCGGACUUGGCCUCGCAGCAACGUCACCAACACGACCAGGACCACCGAGCAGCACAGUGACAGCACUUGCAACGUGUUUGCGUUGGAAAACCAAAGCUUAGAAGCGCCUGAGAGUAUACUCUGGGUUCGUAUGCUCGUGGCAGUUGAGACCAUGGCCCCAACAACGGCAACCAACGAACCCCAGAGUACGACAGUGUAACCACCGAACACGUCCAAGCGCGAGCUCACCUGCGCCAGCGUCACGCAAGGACAGCAGCAGGCGAACAAGCCAGCUAGGUAGGCACAACAUACACAUGACGAUCUUGGUUCAUGUAAAAGUACAAACCGUGGGCAACGUGAACUUUAUUGACCCUGUCGUCGCCGCAGCAGAGCGAACCCAUCGUUGCUUGUCAAAGCAUUGAAUUCC
Molecule: messenger RNA, 2383 nt
Organism: Aphanomyces astaci
Lineage: Eukaryota; Oomycota; Saprolegniomycetes; Saprolegniales; Verrucalvaceae
Exons: 8
Coding region: 1-1725 (574 amino acids)
Molecular function (GO): oxidoreductase activity; FMN binding
Source: RefSeq, a predicted model, not a curated record